GUGUGGGCGCGGGCUCGAUAUGAAAUGGGCGUGGUUCUGGGCCAUUUGGGGGCGCGAAGCUGGUGGCGGAUUAGGUGCGGUGCGUCUGGAUAGGUGGACUGGGGUGGUAUUGGUGGUGGUGUUUGUUGGUAUCGGAGUGGGGCAUAAGCGGGCGCGAGCUGGCGAGACGGGCUUGGCAAAGGGACAAGUCCCAAGAGGAAAAAAGAAGAGAGGUGUGGGAGGCCUGGUUUGUUUUCCUCCGUGUUUGGUUUGGGGCUGUGAGGUGUGCUCCUUUAGAAGGGGGUCUGCGGGAAGAGGUAUGUCUUUUGGAUAUCCGCUCGUCCGGAGAGCUAGGUAAGUGUGUCUCAUUCGAAGGUCUGGAAAAUCAUCCAACUUGUUUU
This is a messenger RNA of Aplosporella prunicola CBS 121167, 380 nucleotides long. RefSeq lists its product as uncharacterized. The annotation marks the transcript as partial. The transcript has a single exon. The record is from RefSeq and is a predicted model, not a curated record. NCBI's taxonomy places the organism in Eukaryota, Fungi, Ascomycota, Dothideomycetes, Botryosphaeriales, Aplosporellaceae.